Molecule: messenger RNA, 1234 nt
Organism: Pezoporus flaviventris
Lineage: Eukaryota; Metazoa; Chordata; Aves; Psittaciformes; Psittacidae
Gene: CENPN
Product: centromere protein N
Exons: 6
Coding region: 238-1083 (281 amino acids)
Biological process (GO): chromosome segregation; CENP-A containing chromatin assembly
Source: RefSeq, a predicted model, not a curated record
AGUAGAUAUCUUCAACAUUUAACUAUAGUCUAGCGUGGAUUUUUCAAUUGACAUGUAUUCUAAAAAUAUUAAAUAUAUUCUAUUAAAUUCUCAAGCAAUUAUUAGAAUUAGGAUCUACUAAUUAUAUAAUAAACUUUAUAGAGCAAUACAGGGGCUCAAAUUUAAUACACAGAUUUUUGUAUAAGGCUAUGCAACUUAAGCUUUUUCUGCUUAUUUUAUAUCAGGAAAGCUAAAGACAUGUCUGACCUAGCUCUUGUAAACACAAGUCUUGUUUCUUUUUUUCCUUGUUCUUGUGUAGCAGAGAAAGAAACGGAGUAUUUUGACAUAAGAGAUUUCAAAAAGAAAUUUAAAAGAAAACUUCGUUCAGCCUUGGGAAAUGUCACCAUCAACUUUAGAGAGUAUGAGGAUAAUGCAAUCUGGAUUAGGAUUGCCUGGGGAACACCGUGUCGGGAGCCAAACCAAUACAGAGCCAGCUAUGUUGUAUACCAUUCAUACACUCCUUAUGUCUUUAUUUCUUUCUCACAAUAUAGGAGCAACUUCCCUCUGCUCUGUCAGGCCCUGGUUGCUGCUUCCUAUUCCCAUGACAUCUGUGCAAUGGAGCUUCAAGAUCGCUGUUUAAACUCCCUUAAAGACUGUGUGUUUUACAGAUAUAACCCGAACAUCCAGACUUUUUAUUCUGAACCUCUAAAGGAACACAGUGUAGAACCAGAGAGUGAUUUAAGGUUAGUUCAAGAAAACAGAAAAACUAAAGAAAAAAUACAGAGAAUGAAUCAGCAGAUUUUUGGUAAUGAUCCCCUACUGAAACUUGAAUAUGUACAAUAUAAGCUUCAGACGAUGUUUAGAAGUUAUCCUAAACAGAAUGUUUUGCAUCAAAAAGAACCGUUCAGAUGUCUGGUGAAGUUUUCUAGUCCACAUCUCUUAGAAUCAUUGAAAUCCCUGGCGGGAACGAGUAAGUGUUCUAAUUCUAUAAAAUGGAGGAAAAAUCCACAGUUAAAUAUUCGUCAUCUUACAUUCCGCUUCUGUAUUGCGUACAGGAGAACCUUUGCAGUUUGUUCAGAAAUACAUAGAAAUCUAGUAGAAUAAAAAUAUUACCAGUCUGAAAACUUUCUAAACACAUACCAGUUUGUUCUUAGAAUUACUAGUUUGUACAUACAUAUUCAAGCUGUGGUUUAGUUUUAGAACAGUUAUGAAAGGUAAAUAUUCUUUGGGUUAAGCUCUAAUUAUCUGCCUUUCU